This is a messenger RNA of Exophiala bonariae, 435 nucleotides long. RefSeq lists its product as uncharacterized. The transcript is spliced from 2 exons. NCBI's taxonomy places the organism in Eukaryota, Fungi, Ascomycota, Eurotiomycetes, Chaetothyriales, Herpotrichiellaceae. The record is from RefSeq and is a predicted model, not a curated record. The coding region runs from base 1 to 435 and encodes 144 amino acids. Gene Ontology annotation, molecular function: hydrolase activity.
AUGACUUGUGAAGCCUGCAGAACCAUUGCGCCGUUUGUGGCGAAGGACUACGAACUCGCAGGCACCUACGAGACGAUUGGCAAUGUGCGAACAUAUGUGACGGGAUCGAAAACCGCGACAGCAGGUAUUGUCGAUAUAUUUGACGUAUUUGGCUUUAGCACACAAACCCUUCAAGGGGCCGAUAUCCUGGCUUCGGAGACCAAUUCGCUGGUGGUGGUGCCGGACUUGUUUGAUGGCCAAACUCUCUCGCACGACUGCAUUCCCCCAGAUACCGACGAGAAGAAGGAAACAUUGUCCAAGUUUUUGGGUGGACCUGCUUCAGUGUCUAGGGUUGUUGGUUUGUUUCCUUCCAUGGUGGAGGGAUAUCAGGAAGGGUUCCCUGCCGUGAAGAAAUGGGCUGCUUUCGGACUAUGCUGGGGUGGAAAGGUAGGUUGA